Molecule: messenger RNA, 252 nt
Organism: Diversispora eburnea
Lineage: Eukaryota; Fungi; Glomeromycota; Glomeromycetes; Diversisporales; Diversisporaceae
Source: the annotation of a GenBank genome assembly
AUGUCAAAUACCACAACAAUAGAAAAUUGGGAAAAAGAUAAAGUUUCAACUAUGGUUCGUAAAGGAAAGAUUAAAGAGGUCACAUUUCCUUAUGAUAUAGGAUUUCUUAGAAAUAUUCAAGCAAUUCUAGGAGAGAAUCUUAUUUUCUGGUGUUUACCACAACAAAUUAAAGGCAAUGGAUUGUCAUUUCCAAUUUCAAGUAAUGCAGGUACGACUGACGAUUCGGAAUUGGAAAUGGAUUAUUUAGUUUAG